GCAGCGUGUUCAGGGUUGUGUGUCGUCACGUGAGCUGAGGUACUGUUGUGCGUUGGUUUGUGGUCGUGACGGACGCUGGACUCACAUGGAACCAGUUCAUUCAGACAAUGGGGUUUCGGCAGCUGAAGAGAGACGUUGAGGCUCUUAUCGGUGAUUACAUCGGACAGAAACUCAGGGAGAAGUCAUUCGAUCCGAAGGGGAAGGGGACGUCCACCAUGCUGGACGACCUGGCUCACUAUGAUCUUGCGAUCAGUGUCGCCCUCUGGUGGUUGGACAAGGAAGAAGGAAGGGACGUGCUCCGCAGUGACGUCAUUGGAACAACACACAGCUCAGGAAGUUCCCAGUAUCCUAACCGCUGGGAGCGCGAGGCCAUGAUCCUGUCGUCGUUUGCUGGGAUUAUUAUGAGCAGUUUGCCUGUGGAGGAAAUCUUGGAUCUGUACAAGCGUAAACCAGCAGCGUUGUAUCCCAGCCAGAAGUCCAAGGGUUCGAUCGUCUGUCCCUUCCCUCUCUCCUACCAUCCCUUCGCCAUGCUGGGUUCCUACAAGGCAGUGAACCACUCCAAGAAGCACAACGAGAAGUUGAAAAGAUGGCUGUCUGAGAGGGCGAAGGCGAGCGCCACACCACGGCCGGUUUCAGCUCAGUCUUCAUCUUCCUCCUCGUCUCAGUCCUUCCUCAGUUAGUGAGGGACAUGAGAAGGGGGCUGGGCCCUAUGAGGGGUCACAGGAGUCCCUACAGGACUGAGCUCGCCCUCAGCAGCGCCUCCUGCAGUCUGGACAUCACAUUUCACCUCUGAGGGAAAAGACAGAGUUCUCUCCACUGUCCCGACUCUGAGUGUCUGAUUUACUCUGAAGUGACAAACUGGGAUUCAAACCCUCAAAUGCUAUUGUCCAGUUGUUUCUAUGCUGUGAUAAACAAUUUGCUGUGAUUGUGCUUUAUAACCUGAUAAAUGAUAAUGAUGUAAAAUGUCAUCUAUCUCUAUCUUGUGUUGGGUUCUGCUUGUUGUCCAGUGCCCCCCCCCCCCCCCCAGCUCCAGCCCGAGUUGUUU
Molecule: messenger RNA, 1045 nt
Organism: Platichthys flesus (European flounder)
Lineage: Eukaryota; Metazoa; Chordata; Actinopteri; Pleuronectiformes; Pleuronectidae
Exons: 9
Coding region: 108-680 (190 amino acids)
Source: RefSeq, a predicted model, not a curated record